This is a messenger RNA of Helicoverpa zea (corn earworm), 3191 nucleotides long. It is a transcript of the gene Ssrp, whose product is annotated as FACT complex subunit Ssrp1. NCBI's taxonomy places the organism in Eukaryota, Metazoa, Arthropoda, Insecta, Lepidoptera, Noctuidae. Gene Ontology annotation, cellular component: FACT complex; nucleus. The record is from RefSeq and is a predicted model, not a curated record. The transcript has 13 exons. Bases 156 to 2327 code for a protein of 723 amino acids. Gene Ontology annotation, molecular function: histone binding; DNA binding; nucleosome binding.
AAUGUCAGAUUUGUUGUUUCGCUGUUUGAUCGGUCGUUUCAUGCCGCUAAUUUUUCCAUACAAAAUUUAGCGCGUGGAUUUACUGAGACUGAGCACGUUUUUCAGUUGUUAUUAAAACUUUUGUAUCCUUUAGUGAUCUUGGCGAGACUCUUAAAAUGGAAUUUCUCGAAUAUAAUGAUGUGCAAGCUGAGAUCAAAGGCGCAAUGGUUCCUGGGAGGUUGAAGAUGACGGACCAGAACAUAGUGUUUAAGAACAGCAAGACUGGCAAGGUGGAACAGAUUCCUGCUAACGAGAUAGAAUUGGUUAACUUCCAGAAGUUCAUUGGAUCUUGGGGCUUGAGAGUGUUCUUGAAGAAUGGCACAUUACACAGAUAUGGAGGCUUCAAGGAAGGGGAACAAGAGAAAGUAGCAAAGUUCUUCAAAACUAACUACAAUAAAGACAUGUUAGAGAAGGAGCUGUCUCUGAAGGGCUGGAACUGGGGCACGGCUAAGUUUAAUGGAGCAGUAUUGAGCUUCAAUGUUGGCACUAACACUGCCUUUGAAAUCCCGCUGCACUAUGUAUCACAAUGUAAUACUGGCAAGAAUGAAGUCACUCUGGAGUUCCAUCAGAAUGACGACACACCAGUAUCCCUCAUGGAGAUGCGCUUCCACAUCCCAACAAGUGAAGUGGGAGGCGACAUGGACGCAGUCGAGGCGUUCCACCAGCAAGUCAUGAACAAAGCCAGCGUCAUUUCCGUCUCCGGUGACGCCAUCGCCAUCUUUAGGGAGCUACAGUGUCUCACGCCUCGUGGUCGCUACGACAUCAAAGUGUUCCAGACAUUCUUCCAACUCCACGGUAAGACGUUUGACUACAAGAUACCGAUGUCGACAGUCUUACGUCUAUUCCUGUUGCCUCACAAGGACACUCGGCAGAUGUUCUUCGUGGUGUCUCUUGACCCACCCAUCAAACAGGGUCAGACCAGGUAUCAUUACUUGGUACUCCUGUUCGGUAUUGAAGAGGAAACCAGUUUGGAACUGCCUUUUACUGAAGAAGAAUUAAAAGAGAAAUACGAAGGGAAGAUAAGCAAGGAACUGUCUGGGCCUACUUACGAGGUGCUCGCCAAAAUUAUGAAGGUCAUCAUUAACAGAAGAGUUACAGGCCCAGGAGACUUCUUAGGUCACCACAAGACCCCAGCUAUCGCAUGUUCAUACAAAGCAGCGGCUGGCUACCUGUACCCCUUGGAGAAAGGCUUCAUCUACGUGCACAAGCCGCCCGUGCACAUCCGCUUCGAAGAGAUCGCCUCCGUCAACUUCGCGAGAGGAGGCGCUUCUUCUACCAAGUCGUUCGACUUCGAGAUCGAGCUGAAGCAGGGCAGCAUCCACACGUUCAGCAGCAUCGAGAAGGGCGAGUACGACAAGCUCUUCGACUACAUCACCUCCAAGAAACUGCACGUCAAGAACACCGGCAAGAAUGACAAGGCGCUGUACGACGACGACUUCGGCGACUCGGACACGGAGAAGGAGCCGGACGCGUACCUGGAGCGCGUGAAGGCGGAGGCCAAGGAGCGCGACUCCGCCGACUCCGACGACGAGAGCACGGACGAGGACUUCAACCCCGACAAGGCCAAGGAGAGCGAUGUGGCUGAGGAAUACGACACAAACCCGUCAUCAUCAGAGGAUUCCGAUGCGUCAGCUGCGUCGGACGACGAUGCUAAGAAGGAAAAGAAGAAGAAGGACAAGCCCAAGAAAGCUAUUACUAUUUCGGAAGCCCCACGCAAACGCAAGGAGAAAUCUAAAAAACGCGAGAAGGACGUGAAUGCACCCAAACGUCCCGCCACCGCUUUCAUGCUGUGGCUCAACGAGAACAGGAAGGGCAUCGUCGACGCCAACCCCGGGAUCAAGGUCACCGAGAUCGCUAAGAAGGGAGGAGAACUGUGGAGGGAUCUGAAGGAUAAAUCUGAAUGGGAAGAGAAAGCCGCCAAAUCGAAAGAAGAAUACAACAUAGCGAUGAAGAAAUACAAAGACAGCGGCGCUGCCGAUGAAUUCAAACAGAAGAAAAAACAAGCGGAGAAGGAACGUAAAGCCGCAGAGAAGAAGAGUAAAGCACCUUCUGCUAGUAAGAAGGCGAAGACUGCCAACGCCGGCGCGGGCAGUGGCGGGAAGUUUACCAGCAAAGAGUAUAUCGAAGAUGAUGAUAGCUCUUCUGAUUCCGAUAAGGAGAAGGAUAAGAAGAAAAAGGAUACUAAAGAUAGCAAAGACUCAAAGAAGGAGAAAGCAAAGAGUUCGUCAUCAGAAGCAGAAGCCUCUUCGGGCGGGUCCGGGGACGAGAGUGGAAGCGGUAGCGAUUGAAACCACAAUGUACUUACUAAAUAAAAUUAUGUUCUGCUGUAGUUAUUACUGUACUAGUUAACUUUAUCAAGAUUAUCUCUCGUUAUUUCCCACGGUGUUGACAUUUCAUGGGGGAUUUGACCAUAGAAUGUUGAAUGAGCUUUGAUUUGAUUCUUAUACCCAAGAACUGAUACAUUUUUUUUUUGUUAUUUCUUUUGAGUGAAGGUUUUUACAUGCAGAUUUGUAAUACUUAUAUGUACAGUGGAUCUUGUACUAGCGAAAUAUUUCAUACUAAUUGUUAAAUGACACUAACAUACGUAUUUGUCAUCAAUAAUCCCGAAUCCGUACUGAUAGGUUUAACUGAAAAAAAAAAACGUUUCUGCAAAGUAACGAAUAGGACCAAUCUGUAAUCAAAUUAUUAUAAAUUGUUUAUUACGCGAUCGAAAUAAAGACGGCCUUGAAUGCGAUCGCGAUAUCAAGUGAAGUUAAUUUUGAAACUCAAGAGGCAAUAUAAAGUGAAGCCAUUAUUUCCACCGCAUUAUUAUAUCAUUUAUAAAACACGUAAUUUCUAAAUAUGUCCAUGUAUGCGCUUGCGCAGUCUUGCAUCUUCCCUCCCUUAUUUGUUAUUAGAAUUGCCAUAAGUCCUAAGAAACACAAUGUAUGUGAUAUUAUUUGUAUUAUGUAUUUUCCAAUUCAAUUGAUGUGUGAUUCGUAAUUAAUGUGUGUUAUGUGAAAACAAAUCCUUGAUGAAUAAGUAAAUGUAAAUAUAUUCGUAAGAUCAUUUGUAAUUGUCUUAAAUUCGUAUUACCUGCGAUGUGUAUUGUAAGCCCCAGUUAGUUGUAAUUUGUUAGUUUAUGGUAUUUUUAUUAUAAGAUUAUAUUUUUA